This is a messenger RNA of Cladocopium goreaui, 546 nucleotides long. The record is from the annotation of a GenBank genome assembly. Lineage: Eukaryota; Dinophyceae; Suessiales; Symbiodiniaceae.
AUGGCUUGGAAGAAGGUGAGCAACUACGUUUUCCACUGCUGGAACCAAGUAGGUGACGAAGAUGCCUACAUUGCAGAACAAGCGCAUCGAAUCAACAUGCUGGAUGGAAGGUUCUACGAACUUGGUGAGCGUGUGACUGAGACAUGCAACGAGCUCAGUAUGACUCACGACCACGUGUCCGGGGUGCACACGCAUUGGUUGACGGAGGUGGUUUCCUUCGCAGCGGAUUGGGAAGAUGACAUGGAGGUUGAUGCUGACAACCCCAGCGUCGGCUACGGACAAUCCAUACAAGAGAUGUACGAAACUCUGAAGCAGGAACAGCGGCUCUGCUUGAUUGAUGGUGAGAUUCGUGAUGCCUCUACCAUCCAAAACCUGAUGCUGGCAGUGCUGCAGACGACCCAGAUUGGUCUGCCAGCAGGAACAGCCAGACCUCUGAGGAGCCGAGUUGCCACGACCUUCAGUGACAUGGCAGCUACGGCCAGAAACCAACAGAGAUGGGAGAGCGCAGACAGAUUUCAAGCACUGGCUGCAACCUACAGUGGAUGA